Bursaphelenchus xylophilus (pine wood nematode) is the source of this 1211-nucleotide messenger RNA. The record is from the annotation of a GenBank genome assembly. Lineage: Eukaryota; Metazoa; Nematoda; Chromadorea; Rhabditida; Aphelenchoididae.
AUGCAGAUAACAUCGUGGAUCGUUCUCUCGUUGCUGGCAGUUGUUUGUACACUGGUCUCGUUGCCGCUCCCAGGAUCACCAGUUCUUUCACUUUUACUCGGGUUUUGUUUAUUUUGGAAUGUCUGUUGCAUUAUCUUUACUACGCUAACCGAUCCUGGCGGAGGAGAUAAUGUAGUACCGAUUCAAUUUGACCGGUCAAAACAUAGUCAUGUGAUUGAAAAUAACUUCUGCAAUAUUUGUCAGAUUACAGUGUAAGUCUUUUGAGUUUUACCUAGCGAUGGCGUGACAACCGUUUUUUUUUUGAAAAGACGGAAUAGAUUUGCCAACAUACAUAGCUACAGUAAUAUACAAUAACUAUUUACAAAAAAAGUUGUUGCUUCGUCCUGAAAUAUUUCUCAGAUAUGCAGUUUAACAGUUGAUUUUUUUCUGAGAACGCAUUCCGUUUUUAGUACUCCCGGCACAAAACACUGUAAGCACUGCAACAAGUGCAUACCUAACUUUGACCAUCAUUGCAAAUGGUUAAAUAAUUGUAUUGGCAAAAAGAAUUACAAGUAAGUUUAGUCUCAUUAUAAAGAUUCUUCUUUUAGAGCGUUUCUAGUAUUGGUAGUAUCACUGGUAGUUUAUUCACUCAUUUCAAUCGGUGUUUUUGUGUGGGCCCUUGGGCUCUUCAUAGUCAAUACAGGUCACACAGAGACACGUAAGUAUUUUGUACCUUAUUGUUAGUUCUGAAUCAUUUUUUUCUCUGAAUGGUGAUAUGUUUCCAGAGCCUGAUGGAUUUGUUAAUGAAUACAUGUUCUUUGACGUUUGGAACUGGUUUAUAAUGUGUAUCUUAGUCAUAAUCUGUCAGGGUGUUCUCUGCGGGUCUACAAUUCAUUUGUUAAGUUUCCAUGUUUUGUUGUGGUGUAACAAGAUGACCACAUUCAGCUACAUCGUCCAGCAGCGGCAAAAGAAAAGGGUCAGCAAUUUGGUUUAAAAUAUACCAUUAUCUCCAUGCCAUGUAUGUUACCUUGAUAUGAUUGCAGAUUCACUCGCAACAAGAGUCCGAACACACUACCCAAACGACCAGGUCCUCGCAUAAAAGCAAUAUAUUCAUGUCGACCCGAGUGCGAAAUACGAGAACGAUCGGCGAUUCUCAUCCCCCACUGCCCACAACCCAGGAAGGCAACACGGAUCACUCGGAAGAGAGGAAAGGCUCCAUUCACAACGUCUGA